This is a messenger RNA of Eimeria mitis, 396 nucleotides long. RefSeq lists its product as uncharacterized. The record is from RefSeq and is a predicted model, not a curated record. The coding region runs from base 1 to 396 and encodes 131 amino acids. The transcript has a single exon. NCBI's taxonomy places the organism in Eukaryota, Apicomplexa, Conoidasida, Eucoccidiorida, Eimeriidae.
AUGCAAUUCAUCUGCAGCCCCAUAGCUGCAACAAAAACAGAAAAAGCAAAAACAAGAAACACAUCGCCUCACUCAAACACAAAACAAAGCAGCAGCCGCAGCAGCAGCAGCAGCAGCAACAACAACAGCAGCAGCAACAACAAGAGCAGCAGCAACAACAGCAACAGCAACGGCAGCAGCAGCAACAACAACAGCAGCAGCAACAACAGCAGCAGCAGCAGCAACAGCAACAACAACAGCAGCAGCAGCAGCAACAACAGCAGCAGCAACAACAGCAGCAGCAGCAGCAACAGCAACAACGACAGCAACACCAACAACAGCAGCAGCACCAACAACAGCAACACCAACAAAAACACCAUCCCCAUAACUAUCAUCAACAUAAGCAUAAAGAUAUAA